GCUAGGCGGCACUUGGCCGUGUCCAGACCUCUCAGCGGGCCCAGAGCCUUACAAAACAGGCAGGUGCUUCCCCGUGCCYGGGGUUCUGCGGCGGGCGCAUGGCCUCGCAGAGUGCCCAGGAGGGCGUCGGUGACCCCGCGCCGUCUCCAAAGCAGCCCGGCAAAACUCCCAGGUAUGUAUCCAAAUACAGAUCAUUAGUGAAACAUGAAGCAAAAAAAAAUAAAUCUCAGUGGAAAACUAUGGGCCCAGCAAAAGUUGCAGUGCCAUCUCCAAGUGAUUAUCUGCUGAAACAUUCCAAGGAACCCAAGCUAGCACCAAGAAAAAAAGAACAGGAUGAAAAAAAAUUGCGUCCAUCAACAUUGCCACUGAGGACAUACCACCCAGUUAUUCGGAUUAGCAAGGAUUUUGUAAAUAAAAAUGCAGUUGCUGUUAUCACAGGGGAGCCUAAAAAGCCUCGACCUUUUUGUGUUGAUACAAGACAGGGAGAUAAAUAUCUCCUUGAACCUUCUGGACUUGUUCCAAAAUACAUUAAAAAAAAGAGUUAUGGUGUCACACCAACGUAUGUGACACGGAGAAAUGAAGAAAUUAAGAGAGAGAGGGAGGAAUAUGAGGCCAGCAUCUUAGAGGAACUCAAGAAGAAAGCUAUGAAAUGUCUAUCUGAUGAAGAAAAGACAAAUAUUUUGAAGGCACUGAAAAAGAAUUGGGAGGCCCUAAAUAAUGCAUUUCAGAGACUUCCAGUACUAACAGACACCAGGUACAAGAGGAUGCAUAAAGAAGAGCUGGAAUUAAAGCUGAGACAACUGGAACAUGACAUAGAAGCAAUCGAGAAGCACAAAGAUGUCUACAUUGCAAAUGUGUAAGGACUGUUGUUCAGAUAUUGCCUCUCUUCUCCUUCUUCUCUAUCCCUUUUCUCCAAAAAGUGCCUCUUUAAAUUCUCAGAAGACACUACUGUCAACUAUUUAGAAGGAAAUACUCAACUAAGUAUGUAGCUUCUUAGAAAAGUUGUUGCAUAUAGCUCUCAUCUGUACAAUUCCCAAAAUGUUUUGAAAUAAAAUUCGUAACUAGACUUUGAGUAUAAAUAGUGAAUUUAAUUUAUUAUUCUUUGUAAUUUUUAUUAACUACUGAGAUUUCUAUAAGCAUCAUACAAAAAGUAUAUAAAACACUGCUUCAUAUGUUUGGAGUACAUCUUGCCUUGCCUAGCCAAAACAAAGGGAAAUAAUUGGCUGUCGAAGACAGCUUGGUAAAUACUUCAGAAUGGAAUGGCUUCUGGAAUACAUAUUAAAGAGUUGUGCUUUACUUAAAAGCUUGAGAGAUUGUAUUUCUAAACAGCUUGGCUUCUGCAUAACAUUUUCUGUACUCAUUUUUUAUUACCAAGACYAAUUUUUAAUGUGGAAACCUAUAAUAAUAUAGACUUCAUGCAAUACAGAUACCACAUAUAGCUGGCUGUGUGUUUUUACAAGUGCAUAAUUCUGUAAUAUUAUAUUAAAUCUGCAAUUUAAUUAGAAAAAUGUGUUUUGACUGGAAUUGUGUGUACUGUUAGAAUGAAAGCAAUAUACAAGCAUCUGAGCUUAAACUUACACAAAAAUUAUGUCAGCACACUAUUGCAAUUGUUUGUAUAGAAGAAAAAAAAUGUUUUUCUUUCCUACUGCUUAACCUUUGCUUCAUAGAAUCAUAGAUUUUUUUUAAAUUAGAAAAGACCUUUCUCAGCCUUUCAGAACACAGUUUUUUUCUCUAUGGUGUCAAUCACUACCACCACCAGUGACAUCAUCAUAUCUGACACCAGCAAAGGAUAAAGCAAAAAAUUUGAAAUAAGCUAUGAAAAGCCAAAUUUUCCCAUACAUUAAGUUCCUUUCCUGAAUUUAUUAGGGAAUGGCUUUGAAGACUUCACAGUGAUUUUAGGCUAUAUUUCUUGUGCAUCUUAUACUUGUCUGUGACAUGCAUUAGGAACUUGUGGGUGAGCAGGAAUGUGUAUUUUGUUCUUUGUAACUUAUUGUUAGGCAAUCAUGUUUAUUUUUUAAGGAUUUAAGCUGGAAGAAAGCUGAUGAUUUGUAAAAUGUACACACUGUAUAUUUUAACAAAACCACACUUUAGCACUUAACAUGUCACAUUAUCUUCUAGUGAAAUACCUGCUGUCCUUGAGAAAUGCAAUUUAAUCAGAAGAGGCUGUUUCUUAUGGCUUGAAACAAAAGGAUUUGACUCCAAAAGAACAUGCAUUCCCACAGCCUCCCUCUCAGCUUUUGUUGGUAGACUAUAUGGCUGAUUUAGGUUAGGAUCUSUAUUUGGUUCUUCCAUUUAUCAUUAGUGCUAAUUUUAUGGAAGUGUAAAGUAGAUGGUGGCCUAUYCUUAAAUUUGGGAUAAGCAGCUAGGCCAUGCUUAGAAACAUUCAUUAUUCACUAGUAGAAAUGACUGCUUUUUAAAAUUGUUGAGGAUAUUAAUAUAUUAUUGGUAAAUUAGGGAGUGAAAGGGGAAGGAAUGCAAAAAGUAUUCCUGCUUAACAGAAGAGGAAGAGACAAAAGCCAAUGUCCUUCUGGAGCUCAGUGGACUGUCAGUAAUGUCUUUCAACAGUGCUGUGGGUUUUUUUUCGUGACCCUCAUAUAACUCUUCACAGACAGCUCUGYUGAACGUUCCCCUCAUGAGACAUGUGAAUUGCUUCUGUCACCUUAAUGGAGAGGCUGUAACUCCUUUUGGUGUGUAUUCUAUGGGACCUGCCAACACUUCUGAUUAUGGAAAAAGGAUAUUAUAGUGAAAAUCAUUGAAAAUGCAUGCAGAAGGAUAACAUUCUUACCCUUUAGCUCUCUCUGGGAAGUUUGACAAAAUAAAUUUACUGAAUCCAARGAAUGUAACUCUGUAUUUAUAUGUUCAGGAAAUGCCAGUAAUGGAAAAUAUAAUGCUUUUGAAUCAACUAAUAUGUACCAUGGGUAUAACAAAAUUAAAACGGUGAAUAAACUCAAUUGUUCUGAUAGAGUUGCUCCCUCAUAAAAGCUAUUAAACAGUAACAGAAAUAAGUCUGUCC
Messenger RNA from Malurus melanocephalus (red-backed fairy wren), 3013 nucleotides. It is a transcript of the gene ENKUR, whose product is annotated as enkurin, TRPC channel interacting protein. The transcript is spliced from 5 exons. The record is from RefSeq and is a predicted model, not a curated record. Lineage: Eukaryota; Metazoa; Chordata; Aves; Passeriformes; Maluridae. Bases 99 to 860 code for a protein of 253 amino acids. Gene Ontology annotation, cellular component: acrosomal vesicle. Gene Ontology annotation, molecular function: calmodulin binding.